AUGAAUUCCUCCUGUCCCUCUUGUACAGCUUGUGAGUGGUUCCUGGUCAUGCAGAAUGAAGGAAUGAAUUUCCUCCUCAUCCCUGCUGUUCUCCUCACUACUGUCACUCUGGUGAUAAACCCAUUACUCCUCUUCUGUAUCUUCUGGAGUCCAUCUCUCCGACAGGAAACCCGCUACCUCCUCCUGGCCAAUACACUGCUAUCGGACAUCCUCUUCCUCAUCUUUAACAUCACCAACAUUUCCUGUAAUGCACUGGGCAUGGAAAUGCACUACAUAUUCUGUGAGUUCUUAAUGGUUGCCACUGUGACUACGUAUUGCUCCUCUGUGUUAACUGUCACGCUGAUGGUCACUGACACAUUUAUGGCCAUGCGUUGGCCACUGCGCUACAGUGAAAUCCUGCCUCUGUCACGAGUAAAGAAGAUAGUUGCAUUGGUGUGGGUCAUAGCCAUGGUGUAUCCGCUCUCACUGCUGGUGGUGAUGGUAGUCAGAAAACAGGGCAAAACAGAGAACCUGAAGAUGUGUCUGGUGCUGCUCAGUCUCGCAUCCCUGGAAGAAGAUAUUGAGGUCAGCCUGCAUAUCUACUUCAGUGUGUGGGUGAUUGUCUGCGUUGUGCUGAUCCUCUACUGCUGCAUCCGUCUCUACAUGGUCACCAGGAGCUCCGGGAUAUGGCACAGUCGCUACUCACGAGCCCGGCGAACUCUGCUAGCACACACUAUGAUGUUGCUAAUAUACUUUGCACCUGGUCUGGUGUUUACAGUGGAGCUUGCACAGUUUGGGGAGUUAUCUAAGAAUGUGCACCUGGCUGUGUGGAUCAAUACAAUUAAUCUGGCUGUGCUGAUGGUUGUGCCACGUGCUUGUGCCCCCUACGUGUAUGGCCUGCGUUACCGGGAGGUCUAUGAAAUGGUUCAACUGAUGGUGUGGAAAAGAUGGCUCAGCCAGCACACCAACAAUUCACCAACACCAACAGAAACUUAA
This is a messenger RNA of Neoarius graeffei (lesser salmon catfish), 975 nucleotides long. Its product is annotated as probable G-protein coupled receptor 148. Bases 1 to 975 code for a protein of 324 amino acids. Lineage: Eukaryota; Metazoa; Chordata; Actinopteri; Siluriformes; Ariidae. The record is from RefSeq and is a predicted model, not a curated record. The transcript has a single exon. Gene Ontology annotation, biological process: G protein-coupled receptor signaling pathway. Gene Ontology annotation, molecular function: G protein-coupled receptor activity. Gene Ontology annotation, cellular component: membrane.